AUGUCCGAGUUCGACUCAGACCAACGGACUGAGACAUCGGAGCGGCAGUUAUACAACGAGCUGUCGAAGGCAAGGAAGAAUAAUGGAGAUACACUGGCUGUAUGGAUUCGCCUUAUUCAUUGGACGGAAGAGCACCAGUCGACUGCUCCACCUGGCCAUAUGAGGUUCAUUUUGGAGAGGUGCAUUGAAGAUGUCAGGCGUCGCAAGGAAUACUUUCAAGAUGAAAGAUUUUUGGAAGUUUUUCAGAAAUACACAUCUUUCACUAAACAUCUCGGUCCCGCCGAGAUCUACGAACGGCUUGCUGGCCAACACAUCUUUACUGAUCUGUCAAAAUUUUACAUUGCAUGGGCAUUGGAGUUGGAAGCGCGUCGGGACAAUUUCGAGGCGAUGCGAGUUUUUCGCCUAGGCUACGAGGCUCAUGCUCAACCUUCGGAACAUCUUGAACGAGCUUAUGCCGACUUCAUGGCUAGAAAUAGUGUUGAUGAUGAAGAGCGCACUUGUCAUAUCCUCACCACUCUUCAUCCUCAACCUCAAGAAAUGUAUGCGAAGCGCCACAACUUGGAAAAAUUUCCUGAACGUUUUGCACAUCGGCACAGCUUGACUGACGAUGUCUUCAAAAAACAGUGGUUUGUAGAUUUGGUGCCGCAACACGGAAACGGAUUCGACGAGGCUCCCAGUCGAGCAGCGUCUUCUGCUACUAACUCGUUCACCGCUGUCAACGUGCAAAAGGCAUUGGCCGCAUACGGCGACACGCUGCAGUUCAGUACGUGGUCUACCUGCGACGAAAGUAGCAUUGUGCCACGGAACAUUUCUGAGCCAAGCACCGCGAACGAGAUGCUAUCGACUGCUUCGGCGGCUGUUCAUCAAAAAUCCGGCAGCGCAGCAGCAGAUUCAAAGUCUACCACCGCGUUCAAAGUUUUCGACGAGUUCAGUGAUAGCAAGGGCGAUGAACUGACCUCUAACUGCGUGCCAGAAACUUCAGAUGCAAUAGCUCGGUACCAGCACGACGAAUCACAAAAAUCCGAAAAACCGUUAAUAAACACCGAAAGUGCUUCGACUGCUGUAGAAGCAGAUUUUGUAAAAACCGCGGUGGUCACGCAUAAGAAGCAGCUCAUGUCAACGAUGAACAGCCAUCGCGUUGCUGCCACCAUUGCUCGGCUUGACUCGGAAGUAGUGGUGACUUCUUCUCAAGAUGCAGUCGCUGCGUUUUCUACCAGUGACCUUGAGCCUUUACCGACGGUAAGGAUGAAAACACCCGUUACACUACUUGACGCCAGUCCUUGCGCUAGUGGGACAGAUAUGGCUCCUCUACGUAUGAAAUUUGAUGAAGACGAUGCUGGGGUCGAAGAACAGCUGAGAAAAUCUCCGUUAUUCCUUGAAUCAUUGAAUUCAGUGAAAGACGAGAUGCGGGAUUUGGACCUGACCACCAGCGGUGACCUGGAACAUAUUAAUAGUGCGAUAAACCCAUGGGAUCCUGAACUGGUAUUGAAACUUUAUGGUGAGGUCAGGGAACUGCAGCGCGACAAUGAUCACCUUUUCGAAUCGUCUUCUCUGCUUCCAUGCAUGCAGAUCAACAGGUGCGUAACGCUAUGCGGAAAAACAUACAUUUGUGAAAAACUGUUGGCUGAAGGAAGAUUGGAAAAUAUUUACAUGUCCACCGUCCGGGGAACAUAUGAAAAGGUGGUACUCAAAGUUAAAAGGUCCCCCUGUCCAUGGGAACACUACAUAUCUGAAACGAUUUUACAUAGAAUCAAGACGAAGAACUUGAGUCUCGUUGAGAACGGUUUUGCUUGGAUUAAGGAGGCGUAUGUCUUUUCUGAUGGCUUUGUGCUGGCCCUUGAAUUUUUUAAACACCACACGCUAACCAACUUGGUAAAUCGAUAUCGUAACGCUGGCCAAUCUAUGAAAGAGCCGAUGGUCGCCUUUCUGACGUUGGAGAUGAUGAAGCUUUUAAACGCCUUACGAUCCGUCGACAUCAUCCACGCUGGCAUUAAGCCCGAUAGCUUUGUGCUUGUUCAUCCGCACUCUACGUUUCUUCAGCAAAAGGAUGCCGAAUAUGUGGAUUUUAUGAGCCUACCGGUUAGCUGUCUCAGACUGAUGGACUUUAGCCGAUCGAUCGACAUGUCUCUACUUCCCACCGGAUCUACAUUCGCCGGCAGAACGCAUACAUCGAGUUUUGUUUGCUGUGAAAUGCUGGAUGGUAGGCCAUGGACGUAUCAAAUUGACUAUUUUGGACUUCUCUGUACUAUAUGCUUUCUGAUUGAGAAAAAGUAUAUGACGACAUUCAAGUAUGAGAAACGCUGGAAAUGUACAACCUCGAUCCCGAAAACAUGGAAUUUGACCAUUUGGCAUCGUCUUUUCGACUCGCUGUUAAACAUUCAGAGCUGUGAUGAAUUGCCAGACCUAAACAUCUUCAUUGAGGAGUUGUCAAAGUAUUUGAGCAAGUUGAUCACUUAUGAAUACAGUACAUGGGAAUCAGAGCUGCUGAAGAUGUACGAAAUUCUUCGUUGA
Soboliphyme baturini is the source of this 2511-nucleotide messenger RNA. The record is from the annotation of a GenBank genome assembly. Lineage: Eukaryota; Metazoa; Nematoda; Enoplea; Dioctophymatida; Soboliphymatidae.